This is a messenger RNA of Mollisia scopiformis, 2728 nucleotides long. Its product is annotated as MFS general substrate transporter. The transcript is spliced from 2 exons. Lineage: Eukaryota; Fungi; Ascomycota; Leotiomycetes; Helotiales; Mollisiaceae. The coding region runs from base 473 to 2257 and encodes 594 amino acids. Gene Ontology annotation, molecular function: transmembrane transporter activity. The record is from RefSeq and is a predicted model, not a curated record. Gene Ontology annotation, biological process: transmembrane transport.
GUAGUUGUUAGAAAUGAAAUAAUAUAAUCCUUGAAUUGUCCUCAGACGUCAAUGUCUCCAGUCUGGCGAGACACCCCUUGCGAAAAACCUGGAGGCUGGCGCCUUUGCCGCUUUCUGCCCGAGCUGCAACGACAUCAUCGCUCGCUGCAAAAAUGGGUGUUCUCGGCUUUUGCCCGCCAUGACUUCGAAAUUUUGCUUUUUGCACAACCAAGAGCCAUUCAUCCCACCAUUGACAAUGGACUGAGUAUUAUUACAUAUUAUGGAUGAGUCUCAUGCCUCUUCUGAUCUCGACCACUCAUCUAUCAUCAUUAUCAGAUCCUCACAUUCUUUCCAAAGCUCCCCGCGUUUGACCGUCCAAGCUCAAUAAGCACACGACCUCCCGUCGACCCUUCAAUCGUCAGGAAGGAUAUCUCAUUUCGCGAGAGCUUCGCAGAUAUUGCAGAACUUCUACCGUUUCGUCUCGGCCCUAGCAAUGGCCUCGAAGGGCCUCCAAAUGCCGCCAGGAAUGGACCGUCGGAAGUCGUCAACAGCUCACUAUAGCUCGUUUGCCGUACCUCCUCCGAGAAAUCGAGGGCGACCACCAAUUUCCCCAACAGGCUCCGGUGGCUUCGAUGGUUCUACGAAUGCUCCAAGUAAUGGCGGCGACGGAGAUCAUGAUCCUCACAACUCUCCUCUGCCGACGAAACAGCUAGUGAUACUAGCUAUUAUUGCUCUGGCAGAACAAACAGCACUCAAUUCAAUAUCGCCAUACCUCCCAGAGAUGACCUCUACCUUCCCCGAAGUCGAUGUUGGGCAAAUAGGACUGUACGUUGGGACAAUAGCUUCGAGCUUCGCCUUGGCACAGUUUGCGACAAACUUCUUUUGGGGCUGGCUGUCGGAUCGCAUUGGGAGGAAACCAGUCGUCAUGCUGGGGACUAUACUCACUGCUGCAUGCUUUCUGGGUUUCGGCUUCUGCAGGACGUUAUGGCAGGCUAUAAUGGUACAGGCGCUCAUGGGGUUGGUCAAUGGGAACCAGGGAGUCAUUUCAACAUGUCUGGGCGAGAUCACGGACAGGAGCAAUCAGAGCAAGGCAUUUGUUUAUCUGCCAGUCAUAUAUGGAAUUGGUGGGAUCACUGGGCCGGCUGUGGGAGGGUUACUGGUGUUCCAGGAACAUCCAUUCAGGAAGGGCGUCAAGAAUCCGUAUCCAUAUCUCCUACCGAAUCUGUUCUCAGCUGUCAUACUGGUUAUCGACCUUGUUUGCACGGGAUUCUGGCUGGAAGAGAGCUUGGAAGAAGCAAAGGAGCUUCCACCCCUCAAGAAAAGAGUUGGCAACCUAUUUAGCUGGAUCUGGCAAUUCACGGGUGGAUCACAUCGGCCUACAUAUCUGCGCAGUCGAGGACAUCGGGAUUCGAGACAUCGAGUGGAUGGCGGGGUGGAUGGGUCAGACGACGAGACCUCAGAUCAAGACAGCGAACGCCAAUCUCUUCUAUCCAUACCUGAGAUCUUCACCAACAAUGGCAAUCACUUGUCAAGCAAGGAAGUGUUGAACAGAGACACGAUUAUUCUGCUGAGCACGUACCUUGUAUUUCAGCUUUCGAACAUCUCGUACAAUUCUCUGUACCCUAUUUUCGCUUCCUCUCCAAUGCCAACAGGCCGCGAGCUUUCACCCGAAGAAAUUGGUCUUUCCCUCUCCUUUGCAGGUAUCGUGACAAUUGUAUUCCAAGUCGGUAUCUUCGGGAAGCUGAAAGAAAAGAUGGGAAACAAACGCACAUACCGCGCAGGGUUAUUCCUAUUCUUUAUCUCCAUGAUGAUGAUGCCAUGGGUUGGUUACAACGAUUCGCGUCCUCUGUUUGGUCUAGGCACAGGCAAAAUCUGGUUGUGGAUCGAGUUGGGUUUUGUGCUGCUUGUCAAAACCGUUGCCGCAGUGGGGGGGCUGACAAGUGCUUUGUUGCUAAUCACGAACUCAGCACCCAAUCACUCAGUCUUAGGUACACUCAACGGGCUCGCCCAAACCCUUUCCGCAGCCGGCAGAGCAGCAGGUCCUUUCCUCUCAGGAGGCCUCUUCUCCAUCGCCACUCGUGUACAUCCCAAAGGCGAAGCAUUAGCAUGGGGAGUCUUCGGCGGCAUCGCAUUUCUCGGAUGGCUAGCCAGUUUCGGCAUUCGAGGCGAGGGACUCGAGAGCGCUGAAUUUGAUGAGGAGAAUGGAAGUGGAGAAGAGGAUGAUGACGAUGACGAGUAUAAUGAUGACGAGGAUGAUGCCGGUGUGGGCAGACGGUAGGCUCAGGUGUACAGAAUUGGUUGAUGGCGCGGCGUUUUGGUGUUUGUCUCGGGAUAAAAGGCAUAGCGGUAGAUGGUUACAUGGCAUAGAUGAUACACAGACUGCCGUCAGCGGCUGGUUUGGUAGAGCGGAGUAUUGAUAUUAUGCAUAUUGAACCAAAUGUCACUCAAAGUUGUGUAUGGGCAAGCUGCUCUCGAAAGUUCAAGAUUUGCUCAUUCUUCCAGAUACGGGCCCAACAUUAUCGUAGAAAAUGCUACUUCCAUUGUCGUAAUUUUUGGUAGCAAUAUGUUGGUUUGUUCACUUUUGACAUUAGUAAAGCCGAGUUGCUAGGUUUAAUAGCAGUUUUGAAAGAUAAAAAGACUCUGACAAGGCUAUCAUUCGCCGCAACAAGGACAACAGCAACAACGGCAACAACACAUCCUCCUGUACCAUGUCCGCUCCGCCAUCCCACCAACCUCGACAAACGACGCC